UGGCUUCUUAUUGUUUUCGCCCUCAAGUAAUCCCCGUCGUGUAUAAGAACAUUCGCAGAAUGGGCGUCAUUAGCGGAUAUCCCGUUUCCUCUAUCCCUUCCCCACGAUCUCUUUCACUUUAUAACGACAACCUAUGACCCGAGUUCCCGUCGAGCUGUACCGCUGCAUCGUCGAAUGCGUUACCGACCGCAAGACCCUCCUCUCCCUACUUCUCACUAAUCACGUCCUUCAUGAUGAAGCUGAGCGUAUACUCUACCGCGAUGUCAGUAACAUCUUCGAUAUCGAGUCCGACCACACGUGUUGGAAGCUUCUGCCGAUUGCUCUCCGUGCUCUCACGAAUCUCAAAAUGCUCGUCUUUAGGUCCAUCGGAGGAUCUUUAGAGGCAUACAUCCCGAGCGACUGUGCGUGCCAUGUACUUCCUGAGAGCAAAGGAUCAGAGCUUUCACAUUUCCUCCCCACUCAGCAUCGCCUCCGGACCAUUCAGAAUCUCCAAUGGCGUCCCGACUAUCAAGUACCGCCUCCGUCCUCACUCCCGGCGCUGUCAACGCUCAGUGGAAACUAUGAUGCGAUCAAGGCCCUCCUUCCUGGGAGGACUGUUACAAGUUUGCACUGGAUAUCUGAUGUGAAGGAUGUUCGGCAUCCCGACGUUUCGGAGUUGGUGGAGCCUCUAGGCAACCUGGAGACGUUCCGGUUGGGUGGACAUCACGAGCGUCCGUCUUUGGCACUUUUAGCAGAACACCUCUCCAAGGUGAAGGUACUGGAAUUGUUCGGCGUUAAGCCCGGAGAUCUUGAAUGCAUUGACAAACUUCCGCAUCUCGAGGAGCUCAAGGUCUCGACGCAGUGGGGCUCUUCCUCUAAUGGUCCCAUAUCUCCGAGAGACGCCGCGAGUGUAGUGUCAAAGCUCUUUGACUCUGCGCCGGCUCUGCAGUAUGUGGACAUUGCUCAGCCCGUGUAUUGGCCCAUCCCUGCGUUCUGCCAGGCAUAUGACCGUUGGUGGCGUGGCUCGACGAAGCCCGAGACCAUUCAGCACCUUGCUUUCUGAUUAUGCUCAUGUUCAUAUUUUUUUUUUCGCUUUCGUUCUUCCUUGCAUACCUCACAUCUAGAUUAUUAAUCCUAUUGCAAGCAUGUCGUUGCCACAAAAGUCAGCAUACUCAGAUUCGUAUAACUCAUGCACACUACGUCUGCUCUUUAUAGUUAAUUAUUCCAAGCGUACCCGUAACCUGUAUCUCACAUACGUAGUCGUCACACCUAAAUAAUUCCAUAUGCAUUACCUGCCAUUGAUGCUGACGUCCAUUUUGCCAUUUAUUGUUCUACCGAAAGAGAUUGAUGCAUGACGUGACGGAGGAGAAACACAACGUGAUGG
This is a messenger RNA of Desarmillaria tabescens, 1363 nucleotides long. RefSeq lists its product as uncharacterized. The record is from RefSeq and is a predicted model, not a curated record. The transcript is spliced from 5 exons. Bases 134 to 1042 code for a protein of 302 amino acids. NCBI's taxonomy places the organism in Eukaryota, Fungi, Basidiomycota, Agaricomycetes, Agaricales, Physalacriaceae.